CCUUCCGUUUUUAUCAUCGCACCCUCUUCUUUAAUCUGAUACAGCAGCGAUUAAUCCCCUUCUGUUUUUUGUCCUCUUAAUUCUCCUCCUAAAAGUGGUCUUGCUGGAGAUUAAGUCAUCUGGGUGCUGAUGCAACAUGUGUGAGCUUGAUGGAAAGAAGGGAGAUUACAGUACUUGAUCAGUGUAAAAAGAGAAACACACAGGCACCGCUUGAGUGAAGUGUUAAACUGACACUAGUUUAGGACGAUUAGUUUGGUUUAUGUGCGGUGAUGACACUUGGGGCCAGGCAAAGGUGGGCGGAGUCAGUCAUCCUUGUUUACUGCCGGCAUGGAUUAGAGGUGCUCUUUAUUACUGUGUGGCAUCAGAUCACAGUACGGGUGAACAUUAGGAGAAGGGGUUUCUCUGCAAUGGAAUAGCUGGCGUUUUGAAAGGAGCAGUUGGUGAAGGGGCAAAAAAACGAAGGAAGCACUUGAGAGAAAGAGUUUCAAGAAGAAGAAGAAGAACGAGGGUGGGAGCUUGGGUGAUGGGCAAUUGCACCAAAUCAUCCAUGAAAGAAAAAAUGAGGACGGGGGUGUCAGAGGGGUCCCUGGGGAGUGAAGUGAGGGCCCCCCGGGGUGCACAACAGCAGAAAGGGGAAGAUGAAGCAGAUGAGGAAUUGAAGGAGGAGCUGUUCAAAGAUCCUUUCAGGACGUUGGUGAAGAACAGCAACACGCUGCAAAACAUCACGGGCCCCGCCUGCGUUUUUCUCAAGCGAGGCUUUUCACUGACGCUCGACCGAGCGCUGAGACCCGAGGAGAUGGAUGAGCUCCAUGAAGCCUUUUUGGAGUUUGAUAAGAAUAAGGAUGGCUACAUCAGUCAUAAAGACCUGGGGGAGUGCAUGAGGACCAUGGGAUACAUGCCCACCGAGAUGGAGCUCAUAGAACUCAGUCAGCAGAUUUGCGGAGGCAAAGUGGACUUUGAAGAUUUUGUGGAGCUGAUGGGACCCAAAAUGUUGUCAGAGACUGCAGACAUGAUUGGAGUGAAAGAACUACGUGAUGCAUUCAAAGAGUUUGACUCCAACGGCGACGGUCAGAUCAGUUUAACGGAGCUACGUGAGGCCAUGAAGAAGCUGAUGGGGGAACAAGUGACCAACAGAGAGAUAAACGAGAUUCUCAGAGACGUUGACCUCAACGGCGACGGUUUGGUUGACUUUGAGGAGUUUGUGAGAAUGAUGUCCCGGUGAUGUGAAACACAUCAUGGAUGGAUUUCAACAAACAAACCAGGGAUCGUACUACACCUUCUUUGUCUGCAGCUACAGUAUUUUAGUUUUAUAUGAAAAAUACAAAUAAUUAAAAAAACAAUCAGAUUAAAAGUGAUGGAAAUUUUAUGAAAUAUUUGGGCUAAAAUGUUAGGACACACUUUUUUAACACUGUAACUUCCAUGGUUGCAAUGUUACCAAAAGCCAUGACUGGAUGGGUUUGGUGUUAAAGAAAUUGGAAUCUGGGAUAAAUAAGAACAGCUAGAGAGAGCAAUUUAACAAAUACAUCCCUUCACAUCAUGGUUAAAAAAAAAAAAAAUCGAACUUUUAUUUGUUUAUUUUCACUUUCUGCGGAUAUUUUUGUCAAUAUACAAUACAUUACAUACUGUAUGCAUCAAAUGUUUGAGGAUAAUAUUCUGUUUGUACAGCUGUAAUGAGAAGUUUUUUUUAAUGAAUAAAAAAAACCACAACUCAUAAGGUGUAAAAAAGCGGAGAUGCAGCCACUCCAAUUUGACUCAUUUUAUUACCUUUUUUCUGUCUGAGACCAACAUUUGCUGGUAAAAUACGCAAUUACGUAUUUCAAUGACAAUUAAUUAUGUGGAUCCAGAGAUACACUGGAUGUCAAAAUUCUACACACCCCUUUACAAAUGCCAGGCUUUUGUGCUGAGACAAAAAAUUGUUUAAGAUGUCAUUUUGAAACUUUUUUCCACAUUCAGCUUUAAAAAAAAAAAACAACCCCAAAACUGUUAUUAUUACUUGCCCUCUUGAAAAGAUGUUUUUCUUUUUUCCAAGUGAGUAGUACAAUUGUAAAGACCUGGCAUUUGAAUGGGGUGUGUAGACUUUUUAUAUCCACUGUGGCUUUUAGUGGAUCUUGGGCAAGUGUAUAUAAUUGUUUUAAAUGGUUUGUGUUGACUAGUUCUUAUAUGGUAUGAUGUGAUUUUUAAGCAAUAGGUCACUUGACAGGGCGGCACGGUGACCGGCUGGUGAGCACAUCUGCCUCACAGUUCUGAGGAGCCAGCCUCGCCUAUGUGGAGUUUGCAUAUUCUCCCCGUGCCUGCCUUUUCUCCACUUAAUUGAAGAUUCUAAAUUGCCCGUAGGUGUGAAUGUGAGUGCGAAUGGUUGUUUGUUUAUGGGUGCCCUGCGAUUGGCUGGCGACCAGUUCAGGGUGUGCCCCACGUCACGCCCAGAGCCAGCUCGGCUCUCGGCUCCACCAUGCGCGCGAAACUAGUGAGGAUAAGCGGAUCUGGAAAAUAGAUGGAUGGAUGAGAGUCACUUGACAACGUCUUUGAAACAACAUCUUUUUAUUGAAAACUUGGCCAGGAUUCUGUAUAACAGAGAGUGUGUGUAAUGCACAGGGGCCAGAGCAGGAGAUGCUAAAGACUCAGUUUCCCAUAGUGCAUUGUACCCUGAACCGAGAAUCUUGUGUAAAACCGCAAAAGGUGUCUUCUUCCUUCUUCAGAGCUGUGUAGGGGAAUGAAGAUAGGGACUAAACAUUUUUUAAAAAAGAGAGCGAAAGGGGGGAACAAAGCUUAGCUCAUAGGGGAGAAAGAGAAAAAUGGACAGUGAGGAAUGGAGGUCCUUUCCCCGAGAUGAGGUCCAGGUCUAGAAGAUCCUCACCCCCCCGCUGCCUUUCAGCCAUUAACCGUGGUCAGGUAAGGCCUCAGACGUCUUUCCCCCUUCCCCUCUUCUUGCGCCCCUCUCCCUCACUUCCGAUCUUUCUCUUUCUCUCCUUCCCCGAGCCUCACUUGCUGGCCAAGGUGUAGCAGCCCUGUUGGUGCCACUGCAUGUCGCGGAUACGGCGCACAGACUGCAGUUGAGGGGUGCGGGCGCCGUACUCGUUGAAGUGCCUGUAGUCACCCUUCUCCAGCAGGUACUGGCUGCCGCGGUAGCCGGGGAACUGGUAUCCCACGAAUCUGGGAAGAAGGAAAAAAACCACAAAAAAAACACAAGUGAACCAUGGAAAGCCGUUGUGUGACUAAGGUUUCACUGUGAGCUGCACUCACGUUCCACAGCUAACGAUGAUGCUGCCCACUCUGUCGGUGAAUCCGUACGAGGACAGGCUGGGGACGUCAUCGUCCAUGAUCUCCAUCUUGCGACCCUUGAAUUCACCCACCUCAUGCAGGCAGAUCUUGUGUUUAUCAGGGUCCUGUUGGAGAGACACGGAGAAACUCAGUGUUGGCGGCUAGCCGAGAAGAGGAAACCAAGAAGUGAGUGAUGUUUCUUUGGCUGGUGGGUGGGGUUACCAUUUUGACAGGCCUGAAGGAGAGCAGGUAGUCAUUCUUCUGACAGUUGCUCCAGGAGUCCCAGCGAGGAUACUCGCCCUUCUCAAGGAUGUACAUCUCACCGCAGAGGUUUAUCUGCUCAAAGCCCACAAAGCUGCCAAUCAAAUGGCAUUAUGUAGCACCGGUGCCAGGAUAGCAGAGGUUGAUGGAGAGGAUGGAGCGGGGGUUGCACUUACGGGCCGCUUUCAACACGGAGGGAGCGCACACGUUCCAUGCCCAGCUCGCAGAUGUUCAUGACCUCGCUGCUGAUCUCAAUCAUGCGGCCCUGGAAGUUCUCCUGGUCAAACACCAACAUCUACCGUGGAAAAAGGCAAAAAGCGAUUCAGCGUCUCAUCAUAUUUUUCAUUUGCCACUGGAAAUCUCCAUGCGAGAGGCCCUCACCUUGUAGGAAGUCAGUCCGGACUCAGACUUCUUGCUCUGAGCGGCCUUACCAUCAGUCUGGGAAGAGGACUUGGAUUUAUCACUUGACAUGAUUGCUGGGUCGGAAAAGAACCAACAAAGUUACAUUAUCCAGUCUAUCGAAGCCACUCUUGUCUGUCCGCGCCCCAGAACGGAGGGUUCGUGUACUAUGCGCGCGUGCGCCUUACCUGAUGCUUACGCCGAGCCUCACUCAAGAGUGUGAGCGGCCCGGGUGCGCCCCUCCUUUAUAUACGCUGGCGCCCACAGGAGAGGGAUUAAGGCGAGAGAAACAAACCUGCUGAGGUCAGAGAUGUGACACAAAAGAAAAGACCACAUCAUCAGUGGGGGAACAGACAUGGGAUGGGAGGAGCCAGAGCAGCAGGGUGGGCAACAUCCAGUCACCAGCAGGACAACUAUACUGUACAUACAUGGCUGAAUUGAACUCGCAUAUGCAAUUAGAGCAAUUCAUACACUUGAUAACAGGCCGCUACACACUGUAUAAAUAACAUAUUAAACGGUAAGCUUCCUAAUUAUGUUCGGGCCGUCUAAUAUUUAUAUUCAACAUGUGAGACCGGUCUACAUAAUUUCACUUUGCAAUGAUGUGGGAAAACGCACGUGGAACUUUUAAAGGAGCCAUUAAAGGUGUGUGUGGGGGGGGGGGGAUUUUUUUUUUAAACUACAAUGAAUUACUUAUUGUACAUUAUAACAAUAAAAAACUAAAUCUAAAAGAACAUUAUUUUCGUAAACAAUAAACAGAAUUGGGGGGGCACGGUGGCCUUCCUCCCACAACCCCAAAACAUGCGUGGUAGGUUGAUUGAAGACUCUGAAUUGCCCGUAGGUGUAAAUGUGAGUGUGAAUGGUUGUUUGCCUAUGUGUGCCCUGCGAUUGGCUGGCGACCAAUUCAGGGUGUACCUCGCCUC
Phycodurus eques (leafy seadragon) is the source of this 4838-nucleotide messenger RNA. RefSeq names its product calcium binding protein 2b (gene cabp2b). Gene Ontology annotation, molecular function: calcium ion binding. The record is from RefSeq and is a predicted model, not a curated record. NCBI's taxonomy places the organism in Eukaryota, Metazoa, Chordata, Actinopteri, Syngnathiformes, Syngnathidae. The transcript has 7 exons. Bases 524 to 1222 code for a protein of 232 amino acids.